AUGAACAGAUUUGCCGUGCCACUUUUUAUUGCUUGGGUACUUUUAGCGCUUUUUAUUGUCCCCUUCAGCGCCUUCUCUGCUCAUGCUGAGAAGUCCAUGAACAUUGCUGGAAGCGUUUCGGUGCCAGAAAAAGUCAGUCAGUACAUUGAUGUGCAAGUGAUAGAUGGAUCCAAUGGGGCCGUCUUUCGCUAUCAGCCGUUGGAUGCCACGCGCAGUUUUGCUUUCACCGGCCUUCCACUGACGGCCACGGAGGUUCGCCUUUUUCUGCGACUACCAGAACGCAAGUUUCGUCUAGACUCUGCCGCAUCUUCCCUCUCGGCCCGCAUCCCACAUGCCGCUAGCAACGCUGAUGUUGCGUGGCUGCACUUGACUGCAGCAGUGGAGGAGGUUAGCAGUGCCGCGCCAAAGGGGCAACUGCAGGGAGGGAGUGUGCUGACUGCCGCCAUCACGGUGAUAGGAUUGGCCAUGGUGGCUUUGGGGCGACACCGGCUGCUGUCGCUGCUUCAACUGCCAAGCGUAAAGGUUCCGAAGGCGCGCAAAGUGAUUGUGACGUCAGGCAGGUAA
Molecule: messenger RNA, 564 nt
Organism: Trypanosoma rangeli
Lineage: Eukaryota; Euglenozoa; Kinetoplastea; Trypanosomatida; Trypanosomatidae
Exons: 1
Coding region: 1-564 (187 amino acids)
Source: RefSeq, a predicted model, not a curated record